CUCCUGCCCUGGCUCCCGAUCCGUGAAGAUCUAAUCCGGGUUUUCUCUCAGACCGGACCGACGUUGAGACAGCAAAGAUGGCGGCUGAGCAGCGUUGAACCCCCUCCGUAAUGAGUUCCCAACAUUCGCGUAUUUGUUGAGUUUUCUGUAGUUAAAUAGACUUGCGGCUUACCCCUUAAGCUCGUCUUAACACAGAUAUGUUGUGAGGCUGUGAGUUUUUCUUCCAGCCGUUGUAAAUCUCUAGUUUUCUGCUGUAGCGGUGAGAGUUCAUCGCAGUAGCUUCUUAGCUCUGAUCGUCAUUGUAAAAUGGCUCCGGUGCAGAUCGGGUCAGAUGGGCAGCUCGUCCCACUCGGAGGUCCGGUGGUCUCGGGUCCACAGCCACCACCACCCGGGACCCCGGCUACACAGGGGGUCCGACUCAGUCUGCUUAUUGAAUUCCUUCUUCAGAGGACCUACCAUGAAAUCACCCUGCUGGCAGAGCUGCUUCCCAGGAAAACAGACAUGGAGAGAAAAAUGGAGAUUGUCCAGUUUGCCAGUCGUACCAGACAGCUCUUUGUGCGACUGCUAGCCUUAGUGAAAUGGGCGAGCAAUGCAGGGAAAGUUGAGAAAUGUGCGAUGAUUUCCAGCUUCCUGGAUCAGCAGGCCAUCCUGUUUGUGGACACUGCUGAUAGGCUAGCAUCGCUGGCCAGAGAUGCUCUUGUACAUGCUCGUUUGCCGAGCUUUGCCAUCCCCUUCGCCAUUGAUGUUCUCACCACAGGGUCAUACCCACGCUUGCCAACAUGCAUACGAGAUAAGAUCAUUCCUCCAGACCCCAUCACCAAGACUGAGAAGCAAACCACCUUGAGUCAGCUGAAUCAGAUUCUACGGCACCGCCUCGUCACCACAGACCUCCCACCUCAGCUAGCAAACCUCACAGUUGCUAAUGGGCGUGUGAAGUUUCGUGUGGAAGGAGAGUUUGAGGCCACUUUGACAGUGAUGGGAGAUGACCCUGAUAUUCCCUGGAGGCUGCUGAAGUUGGAGAUUCUUGUGGAGGACAAAGAAACUGGAGAUGGCCGAGCCUUGGUCCACAGUUUGCAGGUGAACUUCAUCCACGAGUUGGUCCAGGCCCGUCUAUGCGCAGACGAAAAACCCCUACAGGACAUGUACAACUGCUUGCACUCCUUCUGUCUGUCGCUGCAGCUCGAGGUGCUCCACUCUCAGACUCUCAUGCUGAUCAGAGAGCGGUGGGGCGACCUGGUGCAGGAGGAGAGAUACAUGCCUGCAAAGUACCUCACUCUCACCGUGUGGAACCAACAGGUUCUGGGGAGGAAAACAGGUACAGCAUCAGUUCACAAAGUCACCAUCAAGAUUGAUGAAUCCGAUGGAUCCAAGCCAUUGCAAAUAUCCCAUGAGCCUCCUCUCCCCGCCUGUGACUCCAAGUUAAUGGAGAGAGCUAUGAAGAUCGACCAUCUGUCAGUGGAGAAGCUUCUGAUCGACAGUGUGCAUGCCCGCUCCCAUCAGAAGCUGCAGGAACUGAAGGCCAUUCUAAAGGCCAGCAAUCCCAGUGACAACUCGUUCAUCGAGACGGCUUUACCUACUCUGGUUAUUCCAAUACUGGAGCCGUGUGGUCGUUCAGAGUGCUUACACAUUUUUGUUGACCUGCAUUCUGGCAUGUUCCAACCCAUGCUGUAUGGAUUAGAUCAGUCCAUGCUGGACGACAUUGAAAAGACCAUUAACGAUGACAUGAAACGCAUCGUCUCUUGGCUUCAGCAACUGAAGUUCUGGUUGGGGGAGCAGCGCAGUCGACAGUCUGUGAAACACCUUCCCACUGUGUGCACUGACGUCCUUCACCUAUCGAACUCUGCCUCUCACCCUGUUGGCAGCUUGUCAAAACACAAACUCUUCAUUAAGCUCACACGUCUUCCGCAGUGCUACAUUGUGGUGGAGAUGCUUGAAGUGCCGAGCAGUCCCACAGCGUUGCAGUACAAGUACUCUUUCCUGUCAGUGUCUCAGCUGGAAGGAGAAGACGGACCCAUGUGCGCACAGCUCCUGCAGCACUUCAAACCCAACCUAGAACACCUCGUUCAAGACACCACGGCAGGGAGAGGGGCACGGCCUGGGACUAAGAGAAAGAAUUCAGGGGACCCGGGGGAAUCGGAGCCAAAGAAGCCUAAACGAUCUGGAGAGAUGUGUGCCUUCAACAAAGAGCUGGCUCACCUAGUAGCAAUGUGUGACACCAAUAUGCCUUUCAUUGGCCUCAGAACAGAGAUGUCCAACAUGGAGAUCCCAAACCAGGGAGUCCAAGUGGAGGGUGAUGGCAGCAGUCAUGCAAUACGUCUACUAAAGAUUCCUCCUUGUAAAGGUGUAGGAGAGGAGACCAGGAGAGCUUUAGAUAAAUCCUUACUGGAUUGCACCUUCCGACUGCAGGGCAGGAACAACCGGACCUGGGUGGCUGAGCUGAUUCUAGCCAACUGUCCUCUCAACAGCACGCACAGUAAAGAGCAAGCAUCCACACGGCACGUGUAUCUGACCUAUGAAAACCCUCUGUCGGAGCCGGUUGGUGGGCGAAAGGUGGUGGAGAUGUUCCUUAACGACUGGAGCGCCAUCAGCCAGCUCUACCAGUGUGUCCUCAACUUCUCUCGUGCACUGCCAGAGAUGCCAUCCUUCCUGAGCCUGUUCUCCGAGGUGCGGCUUUACAACUACCGUAAGCUGGUGCUGUGCUACGGCACCACCAAGGGCAGCUCCGUCACCAUCCAGUGGAACUCCAACAGCCAUCGCUUCCACCUCGCCCUGGGCACCGUGGGGCCGAACUCCGGCUGCUCCAACUGCCACAAUAUCAUCCUCCAUCAGCUACAGGAGAUGUUCAACAAGAAUCCAAAUGUGAUGCAGCUACUGCAGGUGCUUUUUGACACACAGGCCCCUCUCAAUGCAAUCAACAAGCUACCAACAGUGCCCAUGCUGGGCCUGACCCAGCGCACCAACACUGCCUACCAGUGCUUCUCCAUCCUACCACAGUCCCCCACACACAUCCGCCUGGCCUUCAGGAACAUGUACUGCAUCGACAUCUACUGCCGAAGCCGCGGCGUGGUGGACAUCAGAGACGGAGCCUACAGUCUGUUUGACAACACGAAGAUUGUAGAGGGCUUCUACCCGGCUCCUGGACUCAAGACAUUCCUGAAUAUGUUUGUGGACAGUACCCAGGAUGCUCGCAGACGCUCCGUCAACGAAGACGAUAACCCGCCCUCGCCGGUGGACGUGAUGGAAAGUCUGAUCAACCAUUUACAAGCUCCACAGCCGCCGCCGACGAUGAGAGGAGCAGGGGGAGGCGUUUACCCUCCUCUCACUUCACCGCCUCCGAACUACCACGCUAACGUAACUCCAUCACAAUCUAUGAUGCCCAUCCAGUCGCCAGGGAACAUCCAUGCCUCUGGCUCCCCUAGUGGAGCUCUGAGGGCACCCUCUCCUUUUGGGCCCACCCCGUCUCCGUCUUCUCUGGGCAUAGCGAUGGGUCAGACCAGCUUUGCCAGUCCCCACGGUGCUCUGGAUCCCAGCUCUCCAUAUGCCAUGGUGUCUCCCAGCCACAGGGGUCAGUGGCCGGGCUCACCCCAGGUCUCAGGGCCUUCUCCUGGGGCAAGGAUCCAUGGGAUGUCCCCUGGUAAUCCAUCACUGCACUCGCCUAUCCCCGACCCUCAUUCUCCUCGUGCUGGGACCAGUUCACAAGUCAUGCCUUCCAGUAUGCCUCCACCCCGCAAGCUACCUCAGCGCCCCUGGGCUGCCUCCAUUCCUACCAUCCUCACCCACAAUGCCUUGCAUGUGCUUCUGCUUCCCUCACCCACUCCCUGCCUGGUGCCGGGCCUGGCAGGAAGCUACCUCUGCUCGCCACUAGAGCGCUUUCUGGGUUCAGUGAUCAUGAGACGGCACUUACAGAGGAUCAUCCAACAGGAGGCUAAUUUAUCGAUUGUGAACUCUAACGAGCCGGGGGUGAUCAUGUUCAAGACGGACGUGCUGAAGUGCCGCGUAGCUCUCAACCCAAAGAACUAUCAGACGCUGCAACUUAAAGUCACUCCGGAAAACACCGGUCCCUGGUCCCAGGACGAGCUUCAGGUGCUGGAGAAGUUCUUCGAGACUCGGGUUGCUGGUCCUCCCUUUAAAUACAACACUCUGAAUGCCUUCACAAAGCUGCUGGGUGCACCCACAAACAUCCUGAGGGACUGUGUGCGCAUCAUGAAGCUUGAGCUGUUCCCCGACCAGGCUGCACAGCUGAAGUGGAACGUGCAGUUCUGCCUCACCAUCCCUCCCAGCGCCCCCCCGAUCGCCCCUCCUGGAACCAUCGCUGUGGUGCUCAAGUCCAAGAUGCUCUUCUUCUUGCAGCUCACCCAGCGCAUCCCAGUGCCCCAGGAACCCGUGAGCAUCAUCGUGCCCAUCGUGUACGACAUGGCGACUGGUCUCACACAGCAGGCCGACAUUCCCAGACAGCACAGCUCGUCUGGGGCAGCAGCACUCAUGGUGUCCAACAUCCUCAAGAGGUUUAAUGAACUGCACCCUGCCAGACCGGGUGAGUGUACGAUAUUUGCUUCUGUUCACGAGCUGAUGGCCAACCUCUCCUUACCCCCCGGCACCCGUCAGUAGAAACAGAUUCAGAGCCAUAAAAACAACCAAACUUGGAGUCUCUUUGAGGCUGAGGAGCUAACAGACUGUGGACUCAAGAUGUCAAAAUCAAGCAUGUGUUCUCACUGCUGCAGACCCUGGACCUUUGACCUGUUGUAUAAUUUCUGAAGGGAGUAACAUGUACAGCUGUGGACAUCUGUCUCUAUUCUUGAUGGAAGCCACGCACUGAUUUUUGCCUAGAAGGUUGAUCUUUGGGGUCAUUUCAUGCAAAAGGAUAUAAAUGUUAUUUUUUCCUCCAGGUGCACUUGUAAACAAGAUUAUCUAUUGAAUUUAAGGUUGUUUACAAAAUGAUGUACAUUGCUGUAUAUUUGAGUAUUGAAAAGAAUCAGGUGAGUUAGAUUUUUGCUAGAGAAUGUCUUUUGUUUUGUUUUGUUUUUAUAACGCCAGACUGAUAUUAUUGUAGUAUCAGGAGAUAUAUUCCUUAGCACACUGUUUAAAUGUUUCUUUGCCUCGACUUUGUCUGCAUUUUUAUUUCAAACUCUCACUUUGAAUACUGGAAAACUGCAACAAACUUUAUAUGCCACUUGUAUUUUAUUAAGAGUCCGAUUUGAAACAACCUGCCUGACUUUGCUAUUUAAUAAACCAAGCCUAGAGUUGG
Notolabrus celidotus (New Zealand spotty) is the source of this 5245-nucleotide messenger RNA. It is a transcript of the gene med14, whose product is annotated as mediator complex subunit 14. The record is from RefSeq and is a predicted model, not a curated record. The transcript is spliced from 29 exons. Gene Ontology annotation, cellular component: mediator complex; core mediator complex. Gene Ontology annotation, biological process: regulation of transcription by RNA polymerase II. Gene Ontology annotation, molecular function: transcription coregulator activity. Lineage: Eukaryota; Metazoa; Chordata; Actinopteri; Labriformes; Labridae. The coding region runs from base 307 to 4608 and encodes 1433 amino acids.